AUGUCAAACCCUCACUUCGUCCAAGUCCCUCGUGGAGGCGACACACCACCCAACAUUGUACAUCAGAGCACUGAAUAUUCGGAACAACUGAACGCUUGGCUGCGAGAGGAUCCUAAGGAUAUGCCGUGGAAUAUCCUUGAUUCGAUUGUAACGUCUAGCAGUAACACAUCUGAGCCCAACCCAAACACCAACGUCUCACACAACCCCGCCACUCAAGGCAGUGCCGAGUAG
Fusarium verticillioides 7600 is the source of this 231-nucleotide messenger RNA. RefSeq lists its product as hypothetical. The transcript has a single exon. The record is from RefSeq and is a predicted model, not a curated record. Bases 1 to 231 code for a protein of 76 amino acids. Lineage: Eukaryota; Fungi; Ascomycota; Sordariomycetes; Hypocreales; Nectriaceae.